AACGCCGCCUCGCUCAGCAUGGGGAAGAAGAAAAAGGUAUAUUUUUAGUGUACUUAAUUUUCAAUCCUGUCUACUUCUUAGUUUCUCACGUCCGCUGGCAUGGCAGACUUGGUUUACGCUGUUUUUUCUACAUGCCGAAUUGAUCGAUUUUCCCUAAUAUUCGGCAGGAACGCAAGUCCGACGCACGGAUGGACGCAGUCGAGGCUAUCAAAUGCAAAUAUGUCUGGGUCUGGAACAUUGCCAGGUUUGUCAUGCAUAUUUUGUAUGAUCCAUGACGCCUGGGCCUGUAAUGCAUGAUCUAGCAUAACAGAUUUUUAGAGGGAUUCUUAAUGCCUAUUCCGCAUGAGAAAUGCCCUCUCCACGUAACACAAACUGGAUUCCCGUUGCUGGUCAUGCAAUACAGAUUUUUUUGGACUUCAAAGACAGCAUUACAAGUUGCAACCUUCCAGACCCAGACGCUUUUGCAAUGCAUAGAGGCGGAGAUGCGG
Amoebophrya sp. A120 is the source of this 488-nucleotide messenger RNA. NCBI's taxonomy places the organism in Eukaryota, Dinophyceae, Syndiniales, Amoebophryaceae. The record is from the annotation of a GenBank genome assembly.